Molecule: messenger RNA, 2637 nt
Organism: Schistocerca nitens (vagrant locust)
Lineage: Eukaryota; Metazoa; Arthropoda; Insecta; Orthoptera; Acrididae
Product: dnaJ homolog subfamily B member 6-like
Exons: 8
Coding region: 232-1050 (272 amino acids)
Molecular function (GO): Hsp70 protein binding
Source: RefSeq, a predicted model, not a curated record
UUCGUUAUCGUUGCACAUGCUGCCACCUAUGUACUCAAAAUUUUGGUGUGCUACUCGGUUGGUAGUUCAUGUGCAAUGUGUAUGAAAAUUUUGUUUGAAUAAAGGGAUUUUGUAGUGUUAAGCCGCUGAAUCGAGAUUUCAUAGCGUCAUCUGGAGUGAUCAAGAUCCAAUUUGCUGACCCGCAUCGCGGGACGUGCAGACAGCUCGCUGUGAUCAGAAGAGAGUGGCGGUAUGGUGGACUACUACCGGAUCUUGGAGGUCUCCAAAACAGCCUCCACAGCAGACAUAAAAAAAGCGUACCGGAAAUUGGCUUUGAAAUGGCAUCCGGACAAAAAUCCAAACAACAUGGAGGAAGCCACAAAGAGGUUUAAAGAAAUAUCAGAGGCGUAUGAAGUUUUAUCAGAUGAAUCAAAACGGCGAGUGUACGACCAGAGACAGAAGGCAUCAGCAAGGUCCCCGCGAAGCUUCAAUAUUGGAGGGUUUUUUGAGACACCUUUCCGUCGUUUCUUCGAGAAGAAACGCCGUGUGUAUGAUCAGUAUGGUAAAGAAGGUCUUGGCCAAGGAGGAAGAUCCAGAGGCCGGCAUGAUGAUUUCUUUGAUCCAAAUUUUGCUUUUCCAUUUACAUUCCGAGAUCCCGAAGACGUCUUCAGAGAAUUCUUUGGCAGUUCACCGUUCCAAGAUGUUUUUGGAGGCAUGGACCAUGGUACACGCAGAGGAAAUCGCAAUGGUGGCAACAACAGCAUAACUUCGAGCUUCUUCAGCCCGUUUGGACUGCAGCUGGGUGGCUUUCAGAUAGAUGAUUUCUUUGGAAUGGAUGGAAAUUCUGGUUUUACAUCAUUCACAUCACUCAGCAGUUCAAAUAUGGGUGGUGGGGCUGGCAGUGGAGCUGCUGUCAAAAGGACAUCUACCUCCACGCGCUUCAUAAAUGGCAAGAAGAUAACAACUAAAAAGAUUGUAGAAAAUGGAAGAGAGACUGUCAUGGUGUAUGAAAAUGACACCCUAACUUCAAAGACUGUCAAUGGUGUUCCCCAGGCACUCACGCAGAGUUGAAGUGGUGGAACCUGAACUAAGUGAAAUUUGAUGGACUGAUAAAUUUAAAAGUUAAAAUUAUUUGAUGGUGGUAUAAGACAGGUAGAACUAUUGAUGCGUUCAUGUGAAAUAAAUACUUAUCCAUCUACACAUCAAUUUCUGAAUAAACAACAAGUGACUGACAUGAAACUUGCCAUUUUGGAGUUUCCAAACUCACUUUCAAACAGACUCUCCAUGUUGUGGAUUCUUGAGGCAAAUGUGUGGCAUUGUAUUUCUGUCUACCAUUAUUUUCCCAUUUGAUUCAUUUCUGUAGCGUAAAAGUAUAUGAUCUUCGUACUGUUUCUAACUCUAUUCAGUGGUAAGUUUCAUCAGUAGUAAAAAAGAAUUGAUGACCGAUAAAAAAUUUUGUUCACAUUGUAGUUUUGCACAUGUGCUAUUAUGAACAAACUGUAUAAAUUAUUGUUGUAAUCUGUGGAUUCUCAAAUAAGUGGUAUCAUUAUUGUAACAUUAAAGAAGCCUUGAAACUGAUUCUUGUCUUUGUGAUUGUGAACUGGCACAGAAUAUAACAAGCACACAACAUUCUAAUAUCACCAGAAGAAAGAAAGUAGCCGAGUAAAUUCUUCACAGGACAUGAACAGGUGGGCUGACCUAUGAUUAUUAAUAUGUACAGAAAAAAUGUUCAACAUUUUGGAUGUAAAAUGGCUUAUCUCAAGCUUGUUAAAGUUGUUGUUACUGUAUUAUAAUUUCGUGUGCUGUUAAAUAUCCUUGUCACUGUUGAUUGGCAUUAUAGCUAUUAUGUAAAGAACUUAUCAGUGUUUCAUAAAAUGUUAGAUGUACUACAUUUAUGUAAUCUGUGUGCAUACCACACUUCUCCUCCCACUGAUGCCAUUGCUCGACAGUUUCUUGUAAAUGGCAUGAUAGCUGUUUUAAUAUUAUAAAAAUCUGCCAGCAUUCAUAUUAGCAUUGUAAAUAUCAUUCGUUGUCUGAGAAUGUAUUAAAAUAAUUGGGUGUUUCAUAUACUACAUUCCUCUGCAAUCUGUGCCAUUUUCUAAAUUUAGGAUCAACUGCUCAAUUUUUGAGUGACUUCCUGAGAGGACUACACUGCUUCUCUUCAUGUUUUGAGGCAAAUGUGAGCCAUAUUGAUUUACUGGAGAUCACAAAUGACAGUACAUGAAGUAAGAAAGAAUGAAGUAAUAUUGUCAGUGAACAAAAGACUUCUUAAUUUAACUCAUUGAAGCUUCAAGAUAUUUUCAUCUAGCUUACUUAAACAUAAUUGUUGAAUUCUGCACUCUGUGAUUUAAUGAUUAUGAUCUUAGUUAUAAUGCAGUAUGAAUUGUGAGAGUGAUAGUUUGAGUUCAUUAACGUUAUUCAGUUAAGAGAGAAUGUUCCUGUUUUUUGAUUGUUUACUAGAGGCAGUUCCUGAGAAACCAGGAAUAGUGUUUUGUAUUUUGUAAAAUGAAUUUUAAGUACUUAAGGUGAAACUUGGCCAGAGUGAAUGUCAUAUUUCAUGUAGAAACAUUACCCUACGCUUGGGUGGAUGGCGAUAUUUCUUUUUAAUUUUGUGCGUUGUAUUAUGUAAGAGUAAAAAUAAACAAUGUUUAGUAACAA